Molecule: messenger RNA, 591 nt
Organism: Suillus clintonianus
Lineage: Eukaryota; Fungi; Basidiomycota; Agaricomycetes; Boletales; Suillaceae
Product: acetyl CoA carboxylase
Exons: 3
Coding region: 1-591 (196 amino acids)
Molecular function (GO): acetyl-CoA carboxylase activity
Source: RefSeq, a predicted model, not a curated record
AUGUGGACACUUUUCUUGAACAGUGGUCGGAUUAUGGUUGGUGCUCGUCCGCUGGCUGAUGGUGGAUUGCUCGUCAUGCUCGAUGGUCGGAAUCAUUCUGUAUAUUGGAGAGAGGAAGUAGGCGCGCUGCGUCUCAUGGUCGACACCAAGACGUGUUUAAUUGAGCAGGAGAAUGACCCCACGCAACUCAGCAGCCCGAGCCCUGGCAAGCUUGUCAGGUUCCUUAUCGAUAGCGGCGACCACAUCAACGCUGGCGAGACCUAUGCAGAAAUCGAGGUCAUGAAGAUAUAUAUGCCACUGGUAGCUGCUGAGGACGGCGUAGUCCAGUUUGUCAAGCAACCUGGUGUCAGCCUUGAGCCUGGUGACAUUCUUGGCAUCCUCACCCUCGAUGAGCCAGCCCGCGCCUCCUCCCUCCUAUGGGUCUCCCUGGCAUCAUUGGCAACAAGACCUAUCAGCAUUUCGAUGAGUACACCAAACGACAUUCUUGAGGGUAAUGACAACCAGGUGAUCAUGGCCUCGACCUUCAAGGACCUCAUCGAGAUGCUGCAGCUCUUGAAUCCAAGUAAGGUCCUGUAUUUUUUUCGUGUUUAA